This is a messenger RNA of Olea europaea var. sylvestris, 2648 nucleotides long. Its product is annotated as ubiquitin carboxyl-terminal hydrolase 21-like. Gene Ontology annotation, biological process: protein deubiquitination. Bases 199 to 2346 code for a protein of 715 amino acids. Gene Ontology annotation, molecular function: cysteine-type endopeptidase activity; cysteine-type deubiquitinase activity. Gene Ontology annotation, cellular component: cytosol; nucleus. The record is from RefSeq and is a predicted model, not a curated record. NCBI's taxonomy places the organism in Eukaryota, Viridiplantae, Streptophyta, Magnoliopsida, Lamiales, Oleaceae. The transcript is spliced from 9 exons.
UUAAAACCGCAAAUUUUUUGAAAGUCACACUAAUAUUUUUCCAUUCCCUCCCCUCUCCAAAUUUCCUUAAAUUUCAUUUUCCCUCGCGAAAAACAACACCUAAUUUUCCGUCCCUUUUCUCGUCCGCCUUCGAAACCCUAAUUUUCGCUUUCAACAAAUUUUGAUUCCAUUCUUCUCCAUUUCGUUACCCAAACUAAAAUGGAAAAUAAUUCUGCUGAAAUCGCACUUCCAAAUUCAUUUGAUCCCGCCAAAACCCUAGACGGGCAAACGUUGGAUCAGCACACGGGUUCUUACUCCAAACUCGAAAAUCCUUCAAUUGUUGAAAACUUAUCGACGGUGGGCUCUGAAGAGUUGCAGGAAGAUUCUGAUUUACUAGACGCAUUUUUGUACAUGGACGAAGAGAACGAGGAGAAAGAGAGUGAAAUUGGAGAGGAUGAACACUCGAAUUGGUCGCCGACUACUGAUUUUUCUGCCGGGCCUUGCUCGAAAAAUUAUGAUCUCAACGGAGAAUCUUUGGCUUUGAAUAUUAAACCCUCGGCAUCGGACUGGGGUAAAUGGCCUUCGCCAAAAAGACCGGCCGAAAUUGAAUUCAAUACUCCUGUUUUGAGUUUACUAUUGGAAGAUGCCAAGCCUGUUAUCGUGGGAGCAGGUUUCGCAAAUUUGGGCAACACGUGCUUUCUGAAUGCUGUGUUACAAUGCUUUAUACACACUGUGCCACUUCUUCAAGGACUUUUUUACUCUUCCCAUUUGACUCCUUGUCAUUUUUACAGUGAUGGCUUCUGUGUGCUCUGUGAUCUGCGUGAGCUUGUUGAACUUUCGUUGAUUUCUGCUGGCAGAACUGUCACCCCUGGGAAGCUUGUGAACAGUUUGAGCUAUUUUUCAUCGAGUUUCAGAAGGUUUCAACAGGAAGAUGCUCAUGAAUUUCUGCAGUGCUUUUUGGAUAGACUUGAAAGUUCUGAAAAUUCAAAGCUGAAAGAAGCAGUGUCUUCACGGAAUGACAACUUUGUGAAGCAGGUUUUUGGUGGUCGUCUUGUUAGCAAACUAAAGUGUUGCAACUGUGGUCACAGUUCUGACACUUACGAGCCAUCAAUAGACCUAAGUUUGGAGAUUGAGGAUGCAGACACGCUGUUAAUAGCUUUACAAUCCUUCACAAAGGUUGAAAAAAUUGAAGAUCAAGAGACUAGGUUUACAUGUGAAGAGUGUAAGGAGCAAGUAUCGGUUGAGAAACAACUUGUGUUGGACCACGCCCCUGCAAUUGCUGCAUUUCACUUGAAGAGAUUCAAAAGUGAUGGUUGUUAUGUUGAGAAGAUUGACAAGCAUGUAGCAUUUCCAUUAGAGUUGGAUUUGCUGCCUUUCACUGGUGGUGACAAAACAAAUGAUGCAGAACUUAAAUAUGAACUUUACGCUGUUGUUGUGCAUGUUGGAUUCACAUCCACUUCGGGCCACUAUUAUUGCUUCAUUCGUGUAUCCCCCGAUACAUGGUGCAAGUUUGAUGAUUCAAAGGUAUUUCGGGUUCAUGAACAGUUUGUGCUGUCACAGGAGGCAUACAUUCUCUUUUAUGCAAAACAGGGCACCACCUGGUUUUCAAAUUUUAUUGAAUCUCAAAAACUAGGCAUCCACUCAACUGUACUGAACAACUCCCCCAAAUCAGUGUUGGAUAAUCCAGACAUCUAUGCAUCUCCUCUUGUGCAAAAUUAUCAUGGUUCUGAUGUCAAUGGAAGAGAUGACACUGCUGAUGAAUCUCUUCCAGAGGAUUAUAGUGAACCAAAACUUACUGGAGUUGAGAACAUUGAAAAUAAAGAUAAUCGAUCAAGUGCAAUAGGUGAUUUGCCCAAAGAAUCUACUUCAUUGCCAAAGGUAGUAAAUAAUCCAUCCAAUGUAACUUCACAUGUUGCUCACAAAGUAAUUUCUUCAAGUUCACUGAAAAAAAUUAACAUCGAUAUGGAGGUUGGUGCUGUUGGAAAUAAACCCAAUAUUACUCUAACACCUCAGAGAUCUUCAAGUCCAGAGAUGUACAGAGAAGACGAACCAGAUGCUGGUUUAUCUAUUCCGCAUGACCAUUUGAGGUUGGUGGAUAGUAUAUCUUGCAAGAGAAAAUUGGAGAAGGAUCUGGAUGAUCAGGAAACAAAGCAGGCCUUCUCAUUCAUAAAGAAAAGCAUUCCGGGUUCCAGAGGUCAGCAGUUAAUGGCUGCUUUGAUGGGGCCACGCAGUGAAGGUGCUGUGAAUAAGAAGAGGAGUAAAAGAAUGAGUUCGUCUCCAAAUAGGGUUAAGAGUACUUCGACUACUCGUGACAGGUCGAGCAUUGGAACUAAAGCUCGUCCUUUGGUUGCUGGGGGUUUCAGGUGAACAUGAUUUCUUGCAGGUAGUCUCAGAUGUCCUGGUUAGUUUUCAUAAAUCUGUUAAAGGAUGGUCCAUGUAGUUUUUACUGGAUGUUUUGCUGGAAUUUCUGUUUCAACAAAUCGGUCAGGGACAUUCUCCUUUUUGGGCUCUAGCUUAUCUAGCUUCCACUGGGCAAUUGGCCGGUAGGUAGCAUUUUUCUAGCUUUGUUAAUAUUUGGUGUAAAGUCUAGUAAAGAUUAUCGAUAUUAUAUUUAUAGGGAAUGACAAGGGUAUUGAAUUACGAAGGUUGAGCACUGAGUUUAAUUUCUA